AUGGGAAAGAUUUGUCUUCAGCAACAAAACAAGCAGGACCUGAAGACAACAGUAACACAGCAGAAAGUGUGUCCGGAUCAUCACUCCAGGCCUGUCACUGGUGUAGAGCCAAACAGAGGAUGCAGAUUAAGCUGGAUUAAUACCUCUGCUUCUUUGUUUGAUGAUGAAGCAUCAGUCAGAAUCCAGCUUCAGCUGGAUAUUGACAUGAAGAAAGACAUUGAGAGUCUAAUAGCAGAAGAACGAGCUGAUAUCAUCUUGAAAUAUGCUACGGGCAGGCAGGGCGGGGUGGAGAUCUACCCCUGGGAGGAUGCUGAUUACAGCAUCUACAAAGUCAUCGACCGUUUCGGCUUCAUGCAUGAAGAUGAGCUGCCGGCACCAACUGCACAUGAAGAGAAGCUGAAGCAGCAGGAGAUCGAGAGAGCAGAGAAAUGGCUGAAGAUGGUGAAGAAGUGGGAUAAAUACAAGAGCAGUGACAGGAUGGUAAAACGGGUAUACAAGGGCAUUCCCCUGCAGCUCAGAGGCCGGGCCUGGGCACUGAUGCUGGACGUGGACAGGACCAAGAAGGAGAACGAGGGCAAAUAUGAGAAAAUGAAGGAGCAGGCCAGACUGUGCUCAUCGGAGAUCAAACAGAUUGACUUGGACAUCAACAGGACGUUUCGAAACCAUAUCAUGUUCAUGGAUCGCUUUGGAGUCAAGCAGCAGGCUCUCUUUCAUGUCCUCUCUGCAUAUUCAGUCUACAACACAGAGGUGAGCUACUGCCAGGGCAUGAGUCAGAUUGCCGCCCUGCUGCUCAUGUACAUGAAUGAGGAAGACGCCUUCUGGGCCCUGUCACAGCUGCUCACCAACCAGAAACACGCCAUGCAUGGCUUUUUUGUACCAGGCUUUCCAAAACUUCAGAGAUUCCAGACACAUCAUGAUCAGAUUAUUUCCAAGCUCAUUCCCAAGCUGAAGAAGCAUCUGGACAAAGAGCAGAUGUCUGCAGGCAUUUACAGCACCAAGUGGUUCCUGCAGUGUUUCAUUGACAGGACACCGUUCACCCUAACGCUCCGCCUGUGGGACAUUUUCAUCCUGGAGGGAGAGCGGCUCCUCACCGCCAUGUCUUACACUAUCCUCAAGAUACACAAGAAGCGCCUCUUGAAGAUGUCUCUGGAGGAGCUGAGAGAGUUCCUGCAGGAGCGCAUCGCUCAGACUUUUUUCUACAGCGACGACGUGAUCGUCGACCAGCUUCAGGCCUCCAUGGCUGAGCUGCGAAAGAUGAAGCUGGAUCUCCCGCCUCCAGGGAAGCCUGAGGAGCUGCCUCGUAAGCCGCUGGGCCAAGAGCUACCCGUGCUGCUGAGUCCAGUGCGGCCCUCUGAAGGGAAGCCAACCUCAGCUAGCGGCUUCCCCAAAGCCGGCCUGUGCCUCCGCAUCAUCUCCCACCAGCCAGACUCCAUAUCCCCAGACCAGAGCCCCUCCAAGGACCUUGUGAAUCUUGAAGGUGUGGACAAAGAGGAGACUCCUUUGCCUUCCCCAGAUCCCGUCAUCAUCCACAGCCAAGCCCCAGUCACCCCUGACAGCUCCCCACUAGCAGGGCCGCCGCCUUACCAACCCCCAUGGAGUCAAACUGUGGAUGCAGCAGAUCAGCCGUCACCACGGUCAGACCCGGAGAGGGUUGGAAUGGAAGCUGACACAGAUGUCCCGGCAGGACCUCCCUCACCUUCAGAAAUAACCAGCGCCCCGCACUCGGCCUCUACGGAUGACCUCACUGCAGACGCGCGUUCGUCCGUCACCGAUCAGUUCUCCUGCAAAGUCCCGCGGACUCUUUCGGCGCCCGUGUCUCAGGUAGCCUCGCCGGCUUUGGGCAUGGCCCAGUCUGAGAGUCUGCCUGCAGCAGAGCGGCUGCAGCUGCCAGAGCAGGCCUCAGCUCUGAGCACAAACGGGGACGUGAACCCGGACUCGAGUGCAGAAUCAGAGGACACAUCGGCUGCCGAUAUUUCAUGAGAAGAGCAAAAAAGUGUCGAAUGCUAAUUUAUUUAUGAGGCUUUUACAUGUAAAAAGGUCAAGUCUGUGAUUAAUGUUCUGGUGUGAUUUAUUAGUCAGAUUUACAGUGUUAAGCAACAGUUGCUUCAAAAUGUGCUUUCAGUUUUGGGACCAGUAUUUAUAAAAGUUUUGUAUUUGUCAAUUUUCAAACUGACUUUCUAAAGACUUUUGUAGUGGCUACAAGAAGCUGUUUCCACCUUCGGUCUUUUCAACCCUUUUUCAUGUUAGGUCACAUUUUAACUAGUAGAUUUUUGCCCUUCAUGUGGCUGAAAGUUCCAGAUGUAGGUUACAAAGACAAUAUGUCGACAUAGUAAAAGGCAGCUUGUUUGGUCCUAAAGCAGUGAACAGGACGAUAUAUGUGCCGUUCUGUUAGAUCCAGUAUGACAGUAUCCAGUUGUGGGAUUGGCAGAAGUAAAGGACAUGCUAGCUAGCUGUAAUUCUGGCUUUUAAAUUUCUUAAUUAGAAGAUGUCUGUCUUAAUACAACCCUCACAUGCUUUGCUAAAUAUUUAUAAGGUUUAAAAGGCUUAGGCCUGUAACUGAUAAGAAAUAAUCAGAGAGAUUAUUAUAUAAUUCUGAGAGAAUCAGCUGAGAACGUUUGUCAGAUUUAAUUGAUUUUCAGUUCAGUUCUUUUCUCCAGUCGAGCAGAAGCUUCAGUUGUUUGGUGCCCACAAACACCCCCCCCCCAAUCUUUCCCCUUUAACCGAACAUUUUAAAAAAACACCUGAGUACCAGCUAAAAUCCCCGAUCUGUGGAAAACACGUCACUUCAUUGUUCACCUUUGGGCACAAAGCAUUUUUGCCCAGAAUCAUACUGACUGAAUAAAACUGCCGUCACCUGCUUUAAUCAAGACAUCGUAUUCUAGGUCUGAAUUGGCGGGAAAGUCAUUUCCAAGGACUCCAAGUCUGAAGCAUCAUCCUUUACAACAGACGAAACAUUUUUGUAGUUUUUUAACUUUUUGUCUGCUCAGUUUAGGCCUUUGUAAAGUGUUUGCUAGGAGAGUUACAGGUUUAUUUUUUGUAAUAACGUCUCGAUGCCUUAUUUGGAUUGGCUUCAGUUCUGUGUUGGACCUCAUUGAACCUAACCUGACUCUACAUCAGGAAACAGAAGCAGCUUCCUGGUGCUGUACUGAUCGUGCAAAUCUCUGACGUGGUGAGCAGGCUCACUGUUGCGAUUAUACGUACUGAAACCUAUUGAGCUCAUUUCAAAGAAGUGCUUUUUUUCUAGCUCUGUAAUUUAUUGUUUGUAUCAUCUUAGAAAAGGCAUCUUGUGUGUUUCCUCCUUGAACGGUGAAAAUAUGCAGUGUUUUUCCAUCUGGCUUAAAGGGAAACGAAUGUGUAUGUAUCAGAUGAUUUGAACAUGUGUUUAAUAUUGUACAGUGCUGUAGAACCAGUAGGUAGACACAGCUGGGACUAGUUUGUUCAUCUGAAGGUAGAAAAACUUCUUCUGUUCUUAGAAAUAAUGAAAUGCUGACAUCUUGUGGUUAGUUUAGAUUAAGAGUGUCUCUUGACUUAUAGACGAGCCAGGAAGAAGAGAAAUGUUCUAGAAAGGUCUUCAUUUUUUCAAAUAAAUCUAUUCAUAUUUUACAAUUUAAUGCCAUUGUUUUGAAUUAUGUAAAUAUGUUUUAUGGUAUUUGACUAUAUUUACAUCCUAAAACUCUAAAUCCUCCAGGGUUGGAGAAAUGAUGUGCCAAAGUCCGACCAAUUAGCUGAUUGAAAUCUUGGAGGUGAAACAAUAAACUUUAAUUUUGA
Messenger RNA from Oreochromis aureus, 3768 nucleotides. RefSeq names its product USP6 N-terminal-like protein. The coding region runs from base 1 to 1980 and encodes 659 amino acids. NCBI's taxonomy places the organism in Eukaryota, Metazoa, Chordata, Actinopteri, Cichliformes, Cichlidae. The record is from RefSeq and is a predicted model, not a curated record. The transcript has 15 exons.